This is a messenger RNA of Geodia barretti, 1086 nucleotides long. The record is from the annotation of a GenBank genome assembly. NCBI's taxonomy places the organism in Eukaryota, Metazoa, Porifera, Demospongiae, Tetractinellida, Geodiidae.
CUGGGUGCAUUGGUGUUCGCGGCGCUGGGUUGGUGGCUGUGCCUUUCCUUUGAGGUUGCAUCCCCCAAAAGCCAGUUUCUGCCCUGGGGAUUGGUCUUUGUCCUGUGUGGUGCGGUUGUAGGGGGAGGCAUAAUUCCCUUCCUAAUCGCUGGCCCGGGCCGCAGCGUUGCCAAGUACAUCUCAGAAUUGCCCGGCGCGACCCUUGUAGCGGCCGUGGUGGGACUGGUUGUGGGCCUGAUAGUAGCCUCCCUGGUGUCGAUACCCUUCUACGCGAUGAGUGGAACCAUGGGUGUGGCAGUGCCGGUAGCCAUAAGCCUGCUUUUUGGCUGCGGGGGGAUGUGGCUUGGCAUUCAAAGAGAGCGGGACAUCCGCGCCAUCGUGCCGGGGCUGGCCGUAGACAAUCACGAGGUGGCGCCGCUGUCGGACCAGGACACGUUCAUACCGGGGCUUGAUCCCAUUGCAGGCGCUCCGGCCGGGCGUCAACAGCGCGACAAUACGAUACUGGUGGACACUUCGGCCAUCAUCGACGGGCGCAUCGCCGACCUCACCGUCACCGGAUUCCUGAAUGGCUCCCUAGUGGUGCCACGCUUCGUCCUGGACGAACUGCGCCACAUAGCCGACUCAAGCGACUCCCUCAGGCGCAAUCGAGGCCGCCGGGGGCUGGAAGUGCUGGGGAGGCUGCGCAAGGAUGGCUCGGUGCCGUUGCAGGUGCUGGACGUGGGCGUAGAUGCCGGGGUAGAGGUGGAUGCCCGCUUGGUCGAGCUGGCUCGCGGCAUGAAGGGGUCGAUUCUCACUACGGACUACAACCUCAACCGCGUUGCGGAGAUCCAAGGCGUCAAGGUGCUGAACGUCAACGAGCUGGCCAACGCAGUCAAGUCGAUCGUCCUGCCCGGGGAGACCCUGCGGGUGGACAUCGUCCAGGAGGGCAAGGAGGCGGGCCAGGGCGUGGCCUAUCUCGACGACGGAACCAUGGUCGUUGUCGAAAACGGGCGCCGUUAUAUCAACUCCAGCCACGAUGUACAGGUGACCAGAGUGCUGCAGACCGCUGCGGGGCGCAUAAUCUUUGCACAGCCACGCGCAGGCUGA